CUUCGUAGCCUUGGGAAUUAUUUAACCUAGCGUUAUCUCACCAAUCGCUCGCGUCGCAUUUCUUCUAAGAUCAGUCUCUUAGAUUCACCAUCGUCAUAACCUCUCAGCUCUUUUCUUAGUAAGGAUCUUAGUAGGAACUGCCUACCCAUUACAAAGUCAAUAUGGGAUCCAUUGUCCUGCCUCAUCUGAACACAGGCUGGCACGUCGACCAAGCUAUCCUAUCGGAAACGGAGCGUGUUGUUGCGAUCCGUUUUGGCCGUGAUCACGAUGCCGACUGUAUGCGACAAGACGAAGUCCUCUACCGUAUCGCAGAUAAAGUCAAAAACUUCUGCGUGAUCUACGUUUGCGAUAUCGACCAAGUUCCCGACUUCAACCAGAUGUACGAAUUGUACGACCCAUGCACCAUCAUGUUUUUCUACCGGAACAAGCACAUGCUAUGCGAUUUAGGCACAGGAAAUAACAACAAACUCAACUUUGUCCUAGAAGACAAGCAAGAAUUAAUCGACAUAAUCGAGACUGUUUACAAAGGUGCCAAGAAAGGCCGUGGUCUGGUCGUGAGCCCCAAGGAUUACUCUACCCGCUACCGAUACUAGUUUCCCCACGUACAAGUACAAUAUAUCGGCAUUGCGAUAUUAGUGGGCUCAGAAAUAUUGGCCAGUCGGUCUUUGACGAUAUCUAGGAGUUACUGGGAAUUGCUUAUGGUAUGUGAUAGAGAGACAGAAAGCCGUUUAUAGUGAUAGCAAAAAAGAAGCUAAUAAACUGAUCCUGUGUGUUUAAAGCUACCGACUUGAACCAUUUCCC
Hypoxylon fragiforme is the source of this 801-nucleotide messenger RNA. Its product is annotated as mitosis protein dim1. The transcript is spliced from 3 exons. Gene Ontology annotation, cellular component: U5 snRNP; U4/U6 x U5 tri-snRNP complex; spliceosomal complex. Bases 162 to 593 code for a protein of 143 amino acids. Gene Ontology annotation, biological process: mRNA splicing, via spliceosome. The record is from RefSeq and is a predicted model, not a curated record. NCBI's taxonomy places the organism in Eukaryota, Fungi, Ascomycota, Sordariomycetes, Xylariales, Hypoxylaceae.